Messenger RNA from Rhizopus microsporus ATCC 52813, 1093 nucleotides. RefSeq lists its product as uncharacterized. The transcript has a single exon. The coding region runs from base 146 to 982 and encodes 278 amino acids. Lineage: Eukaryota; Fungi; Mucoromycota; Mucoromycetes; Mucorales; Rhizopodaceae. The record is from RefSeq and is a predicted model, not a curated record.
CAAUUGCCAUGUGGUUCACUCCGACUUCGGAUGUGGUUAUAGGCUUUCGGGUCGCGCUUUUAUUGUCAUAAUUAUAUAAAAAAACAAUUUUUCUACAUUCUAAAUCCGUUAUACCUUUCAAAGCCGCGCAUCGUGGUGUAACAAAAUGUCAAAUGGAUUAUCUCAAGAAGAAAUCAAUGAGUUGCGAGAGCUCAGAGAAUUACUUAAACGACAACAAGUUCAAGAUGACAAAGACGAGCCGAGAAGCCUUCCAAAUGAAGUUCGCUUGGAGAUGGAACAAGCUCCCCCAAGUCAACCCAAGAACAAACUCAGACAAUAUGCCAGGAAUACCAGCAAAUAUGAAAGAGAUUCCUGGACAAAGAGUGAAACGGUCAACCGAGUUUACCUUCCAGAACUCAAGAAUACAACGCUGAUGCAGUGCAACACAUCAAUGCGAUCAGUAAGGGAGCCGACAGGCUUAGGACAGCAGCUCGAGGAGCAACAGAGCUUUUCUCAGACAUCCAACAAACCCUGGGGAACGGAUGUGACGAAAACACCAUGGAAAUCAUCUUGGAAAGGGCUCGACGCUUAUCAGUAUACUGCUGGGCCACAGGCAAAGAAUUGGACAGAGAUCAAAGAUGCAAGCCAAUUUUCUAUUAAAGCUCUCAGAUUGCCCGACAAUCUCAAGUACCUGGAAGAAGAUGACGAUGACGAAGACAAAGACUACUUCUUCGACACCGACACUAUUGAGAAGAUUCAAAGAACUAGAUUUGAAAACUUAAUCAUGCGUAAACAACAAGGAAACUACCAUCAACGAGGACAUCAACAUGGUGGAUUCUCCAAGAACAAGGAUAGUGGAAAGAGUUUUUUUUCCGGGAAGGGCAAGUUCAGACUCAAGCCAAAACCAAUAGGAAACAACCAGGAACAGCCAAGGGAUUCGGCCAAGGAACAGCGAGGCAAGCAUUCACCCAAAACUUCACUUAAACAAGGUGAAUCAGUAUAAAAGAAAAAAGACUAAAAACAUUAGAAAAUUUAAAAAACGAUCCAAAAAUAGAUGCUCAUUAUUCUAUACCAGAAGAUGGCAUCCCGCCAGGUGGAAGACUUCAGGUGUUCC